AAUAGGAGAGAAAAAUAGAAUCUAAUGCAAUGAAAUUUAAUAGGGGCCAACCGGGGCUUAGUUUUAUUACAUAAGGGUAUCCUUAUCGAUUUAGAAAUACAUCUUCUUGCAUAAUCUGUGAUGCAUUUCUUAAUAUUAUAUAUGAGUAAGCACAUGAAUACCUUAAAUCGCUCCAAUAACCUAUUUCUGCCGUCACCUUCACGAGACCUUUAUUUCAGCCCCUUCCCUCAUUUUAAUGCAUGAAUUCUAUGACUUUAUGCUUCUUGGACCGAUAAAAGGAUCAUUUUUCUGUUGACUUCUCAUCCACACGUACACUCACAUAUACGACAAAGCCCAGUGAUCAAUCAGAGGUGAUAAUAAACACGUAAUUCAGAAGCAACCAAUGAAUUUAUAUUUACGUAAACGCAGCCCCAUAAUCAAACGAGAAUACAUUCCACUUCUAAUCCAUUUCUUCUUGCAAUUUCUAGACUUUCAAGAAAAUCUAGUAUCAUACCCGGUACCACUGUUCUGUCUGCUUGUAUACUGCCAUAGCCCAUUUAGGCAAACCGUCGAACAUGUUGAGCGCAUCGUCUUCAGAGGACGACGGCAUAAUCCAUAUCACAUUCUCGUACGACACUAACAUCAUGCUAGCUGCGAUUGUUUCUUUGCUUGUAGUAGUUCUCUUUGUUUUGUUGUUGCAUAUAUAUGCAAAAUGGUUUUUAGCUCAAGCCCAUCAUAGAGGUGGGACAUCAGUGCCGGUUCCGCAAGUAUUGGGGGCUCGGUUUCAUACAUUAACAGUUGAUACGAAUUCCGCUAUAUCUCCAUCCAAGGGUCUUGAAUCUUCAACUAUUUCUUCAAUUCCACUAUUCGUGUUCAAAGCAGAAGAACACAAACAUGGACUGGAAUGUGUGAUCUGUUUGAGUUUAUUUGAAGACGAAGAAGUUGGGAGAAGAUUACCAAAAUGCGAUCAUGCAUUUCAUGUUGAAUGCAUUGAUAUGUGGCUCCAUUCUCAUACAACAUGUCCAAUUUGUCGAGCUCCCGUUUUAUCUGACACUACAAAUUCUGCAGAUUCAAGUUCGCCACAAAACGAAGAAAUUCUGAAUCAGUGGUUAUCAGAGACGAAUCUAAAUGAAUUGCGGAUCAGCAAUGCGGAUUCUAUAUUGGAAAUUAUAGUGGCGGAUUCCAAUUCAGAAAUCGAAAAUGUAAAGAUAAGUGAUUCAUCAUCGUCCAUCGGAAGCUCCCUGAAGAGAAUGUUUAGCAGGAACAAAUCUGAGCGGAAGUUUGAUUUACCGAGCGACGGCAAUGAAUCAAAUAUUUGAAUGUUUAUGUAUGUGGUUUGUUUUCUUUACACUUGCUUCUGUAGAUGAACGUAAAAAAAAAAAGGUAAAAUGAAACAGAAAAUAGAAAUCAGUAAUUCAUUUGUUAGCAAAUGAUUUUCUUUUUUCGGA
Olea europaea var. sylvestris is the source of this 1427-nucleotide messenger RNA. RefSeq names its product RING-H2 finger protein ATL63-like. Lineage: Eukaryota; Viridiplantae; Streptophyta; Magnoliopsida; Lamiales; Oleaceae. The transcript has a single exon. The record is from RefSeq and is a predicted model, not a curated record. The coding region runs from base 555 to 1298 and encodes 247 amino acids.